Auanema sp. JU1783 is the source of this 1545-nucleotide messenger RNA. The record is from the annotation of a GenBank genome assembly. Lineage: Eukaryota; Metazoa; Nematoda; Chromadorea; Rhabditida; Rhabditidae.
AUGGCCACAGAGACCACUCUUCAGGAACUUGGAGUUGAAGAACAAUUAAGAGAAUGUGGUUCUGAUAAGCUUUUACAACAUGAAAAAAAUAUAAUGAAGGAGAGUGAAGAAGAUAUAAUUACUGCCGUGAGAGAAAUAUUAGUUAGAAUUUGUGAUAAAAUCACAUCUCAACAUGACGAAGAACCCAUGUGGAAAAGACGCAAAAUCGAAUCUGGAGUUUCAGGAAUUUUAGCACAACUAAGAUCGCAAUCUAAUUUAGAUAAUGAGGAAUUAAAUACUGCAGACCCUGAUCUAAAUUUUGAAAACAUUGACUUCUCCAAACUAAACAGAAAGGAGAAGCGAGCCUUGUUGCAUAAGUCAAGGCAGACAGAAGCUGGUCGAGAAAUAAAACAAACAAACACUCCCGUUGUGAGUUAUCCUCUUGUUCCUUAUAUAUCUUUUUCCGGUGAAGUAGUUCCUCAUGUUGUUUAUAGUGAACGGCAAUUGUUCUCGAAAGGAGCACCGAAAUUUGGGUUUGAUGUAUGCGAUAAUAACUAUGUAAAACAAGUAAAAUUUUCUCCGUGUGGACAAUAUCUUGCUAGUACUUCACAAGACAGAAACUUACGAGUUUUCGCGUUGCAAGAAGAAAAAGAGAACUUGUCUAUAUUGAGCUGCAUUCCACAGGGGGAUUGCAUAUAUCAAGGAGAAUGGCAUCCAUGUGGUGAUCUCGUAGCAUGCACAUCGAAAUAUCAUCCUAUUCACUUAUUCGAUGUCAAUGGAGAAAAGCAAGCAUCAUAUAGGGGCAUCAAUCACUUGGAUGAGUUGACAGCUGCUUUGUCUAUCGCUUUCUCUAGAGAUGGAAACUUUUUAUAUGGUGGUUAUAAAAAAAUCAUUAAAGUUUGGGAUGUUAGAAACCCUGGAAAGCAGUUAUACGAUAUAAAUACUCAUCGUAAAAAGCCGUUCCCAACUGGACAGAAUGCAAUAAUUAGUUCGAUAGCCAUGAAUCCUGUAAAUGAUACUUUUGCGGCGGGGUGUUAUGGGAAAUUCAUUGCCCUGUACUCUCCAAAAUCCCGUUUCUACGAAUCUCUGUUUGGUGGAGAUUUCAAUGCUGUCACUGACUUGAAGUAUUCAGCUGAUGGAACAAAAUUAUUCAGCUGUGAACGUAAAACAAAUUAUAUAACUUGCUGGGAUUUACGUAAUCUUGGUAAAAAAUUGUUUUCCUUGCACAGAACUUUGGAUUCUAAUCACAAAAUGUAUUUUGAUCUGGACAUAAACGGUAGAUAUCUAUUCUCUGGAACUUCAACCGGAGAAAUCGCAGCUUUUGACUUAAUGACAGGAAAUGAAGAUGAAAAAAUGCCAUUUUCUUCGGCCAAAGUUGCUGAAUGUGCUAUACCUGCUGUCAGCGCUCAUCCGCGGGUUCCUCUCAUUGCUUGUUGUAGUGGUGAACGUAUAUUCCCUUUCCCUGAGUUGGAAGUUAGCAACGGCGAAGACGAGAAACCGUCUUCGUAUAGAGAAGUAUCAAAAACUGAAGAUCUCUCCAAUGCUAUUUACUUGUGCAAAUUUUGA